AUGUUGGAGUCACUUGUGGCUAGUAUACUGAAUCGUUUUCUAAAGAAUUAUGUUUCCAAUCUGAAUUAUGACCAGUUGAAGAUUGGUAUAUGGAACGGUGAGGUCAAUCUGCGUAACCUCAAACUAAGGCGAGACGCUUUGGAUAAGCUCGAUCUUCCUAUCAAUGUAUCAGAAGGUUACUUGGGCGAACUCACGUUGAUCAUUCCAUGGUCCAACUUACGAAACGAACCCGUCAAAGUCAUCAUCGAUCAUGUUUACCUAUUGGCAGAGCCCAAGAACGAAUCGACUGUUACUGUGGAAGAGGAAGAGGAGCGCGCUCAAGAGUUGAAGCGCCGCCGUUUAUCUACUGCUGAAAUGCUGGAAUCACCAGAGGCACAACAAACAGAUCAGAAAAAGGACAGUAGCAAGGGAAGCGAUGGGUUCAUUACUCAACUUACAAACAAAAUUGUGGACAACUUGCAAUUCACCAUGAAGAAUAUCCAUAUCAGAUACGAGGAUAAGGUUUCUGAUCCAGGACAUCCUUUUGCUGCAGGCAUUACGCUCAAGGAAUUGAGUGCUUUAUCAACAGAUGAAGAGUGGGUCCCGAAAUUCAUCAGCGAGCCUACCAAUACGAUCAAUAAGCUCGCCACUCUGGAAUCAUUGUCUGUUUAUUGGAAUACGGAUUCCAAAUCACUUACAGGCAUGCAUCAUGAAGAGGCUGCACAAGUAUACACUGAUCUUAUUCCACAUGCAUCCAACUCGCCCCGAGAACAUCAGUACAUUCUUAAGCCUGUAUCUGGUACUGGAAAGGUGAAAUUGAACAAGAAUUAUGGUGGAGAUAUACCAAAGACAGACGUUACCAUGCUGUUUGAUGAGCUGGCAUUCGGCCUGGACGAUCAUCAAUACAGAGAUGGCAUCCUGAUGAUCGACUUGUUUCAUGCCAACUUGAAAAAACAAAAGUACCUCAAAUUCCACCCGCAAAAAGGGAAAACAGCAAAAUCACAUCCGCGCGAGUUCUUUCAGUUUGCAGGAAGGGCCAUUUUAUCCGAGAUUCAUGAAAAGAACUACAAAUGGACAUGGGAUCACUUUAAAAAACGACGCGAUCAACGACUGCAAUACAUUGAAUGCUACAUUGCAGACAAGAUGAAGAAGGCUACACCCGACCAAUUAAGCGCCCUCCAGCAGCUGGAAUACGAUCUCUCAUUUGAAGACAUUAGGUUCUACAGAAGCAUUGCCAAGUCCAAACUUCGUCGUGAAAAGAUCAGAAUCAACAAGGAAAACGAAAAGAAGAAAGCAGAGAAUGCCAAAGUCGGAUGGUGGGGAUGGCUCAGUGGAGCGACUCCAGCCGCUAACAAGACAGAGGAGGCUACAGAGGAUGAUGCGGGAUCGAUUCAUAUCACAGAGGAGCAAAAGAAGGAGUUGUAUGAUGUGAUUGAAUAUGAUGAAGACAAGGCCACGAUUGCAUCCGCUGUGGAUGUACCCAAAGAUACAAUCAAGUUUAUCAUCAAAACCAAGCUGAAUCGCGGUUCGUUCACUCUAAAGCAGGAUGUCAAGAAACCCACUGAACUGGAUUUACUGUCCAUUGUAUUCGACGCUGUUAGUAUCGAUGUCACUCAAUACCUGGAGUCCAUGAAAGUAGCAGCUGCUCUUGGCGAUUUGCAGUUGUUUGAUGGUUCCACUAAGGAUACCAUUUACCAUCAGUUGAUAGGUGUCAAGAAGAAGAACAACAGAGAUUCCUCUCUCUUGAACAUUGAAAACAACUUGACGGAAAGAGAACGCAGAAAAUCAAGUUCAUUAUUGCAGAUGGCCAAUGCCAAAGAAGCCGAUCCCUUCUUUUCCAUCGUCUUUGAAAAGAAACCUCUCAGCAACAAGGCAGACAAUGCGUUCUCUCUUAAAAUGAGGCAUCUGGAAAUCAUCUACAGUCCCGUCGUCAUUGCUGGUGUUAUGAAAUUCUUCAAGCCGCCCAGCUCCAAGAUGGAGAGUGUCAAUGCGCUGAUUGCUGUGGCUGGAGACACUUUUGAAGGAUUCAAGACACAGACGAGAGCAGGCUUGGAGUUUGCAUUGGAGACACACACAACUCUGGAUUUGAAUGUAGAUAUGGAUGCGCCCAUCAUUAUCAUUCCUGAAAGUCUGACCAGCCAAGAUUCUCCCGUCAUGAUCAUCGAUGCCGGCCAUAUCAAUGUGGACAGCCAAUUAGCUGAUAAAUCAGUGGUCAACGACAUCAAGAACAAGGACAUUCAAAAGUACAGCAAGCAAGAUGCUCAAACACUGGAAGAUCUCAUGUACGACAAGUUUAACUUGCAAUUGAGCCAAACCAAGGUGCUCAUUGGCAGUAACACCAAAGAAUGCUUAUGGCAGCUGCAAGACCAUCCUCCUCGACACGGUGUGGAUGCUCGUUUCAUUGAGCGUAUUGACAUGAACUUUUUGAUUGAACUGUGUAUUCUUCCGGGAAAGACGGAAUUCACCAAAAUCAAGGUGUCUGGCCAAUUGCCAUUGUUGUCCAUUAACCUGUCAGACAGCAAGUACAAGAUCUUGAUGCGUAUUGUUGAUUUUAUUGUGCCCAAAUCUGACGACGACACCACCAAUACAACAUCUCAGGCACAGAAACGGCCUUAUCCAUUGCAAGACAACACGCGUACAAGCACGGGCAACAUUAUUACUGAGCGGUAUUGGGGUUCGCGCGAUGACCAUGCACUCUUGUUGGAUGACAGUGGCAGCGAGAUGACGUCCAUUGGCAGUCGAUCUGAUACACCCACUACAGCAACCACAGCAAGCAUUGCAUCCAGUGAAGUAGAGCAGUUCAAAUUGACGUUCCAAGUGGACAAAGUAUCUGCGUCUAUUCAUGAAACGUCUGCUGUGGAUGCUACCAAAGAGACCUUGCUCUGCGAGAUUUUGUUAGAGAGCUUUGAACUGGUUGUCUUGACGCGUCCUGAUGAUUUGCUGGUAGAUGUAUCGCUCAAGGCGUUGAGUGUCGCUGACGAGAUGGAGCAUGGAGGCGAUUUCCAUUACUUGGUGACAUCCGACAUCAUUGAUCGAAAGAACGCUUUUGGAAGAACAAAUGAUAAGAACUUGGUCAAUGUCAAGUACCGAAAGGCGUCCAGAGAUCAUCCUCGUUUCCAAGAUGUGUAUCAAGGCUAUGAUCAAACUGUAGAUGUGGUGCUGUCUACCCUGACUGUGGUUGUCACAAGAAAGUCGCUGCUUAGGAUUUACAAUUGGAUCAUGAACACAUUCACCGCACCACCUACAGCUACUGUGGAUGAUAAGGCGGGCAAACAAGUCUUUGAAGGCGAUGUCUUUUAUGACGAUGCCUCUAGUCUGGACCACUAUUCCAUACUAUCUGACUCUUUGCACCUGCCAAGAAUGCCCAUCAAGCCUACAGCAGCCGACGCUUCAGACAACAACAGCAACAGCAAUAGUAACCGGAUGAAGGUAGCUAUUCACAUGGACAGUGUCAACCUGAUCUUAAACAAGGAAGGUAAGCGACUGGGCACCGGUGAACUCAGUUUUGGCGAUAUCAUCAUCAUGCUCGAGCCCAACACCAUUGAAGUGGAUGGAAAGUUUGGCAACUUUACCUUGUCUGAUGAUAGCAGCAUGGUCAACACAGGCAACAACGACUCUGUCCAGACAUUCAGCUCAGCCUCUGUCUCCGAGACCUAUAUUAUCAGCAUUGUGGGCGACGAACUGGCUGACUUUACCUACAAGACCUACAAUCCCAAGGCUGCAGACUAUCCCGGUUACAAUCAAAAGUUUGACCUCAAGAUGGGCGCCAUUCAUCUGUUGGUCACUGAAUCCGUCAAACCCACAUUGAACUUUUUGCAAGAGUUUUUAGAGAUGAAAAACGUCUAUGAUGCAGCCAGAAAUGCAGCAGUGGAGACUGCUCAGCAAAUCCAAGAAGGCAGCGGCACCAAUCGCUUCCACUUUGAUAUCAAGAUCAAGAGUCCUGUGCUGGUGUUUCCUGUGGGAGACAACAAAAAGACAGAUACCUUGAUUGCCAAUCUGGGUGAAAUCAGAGCCAAUAAUUCGUUUAUUGAAGUGCACAGAAGGGACCUGCAGAAUGUGCCGCAAUCUGUCAUGGUGCCUGUAACACACAUCAACUGUGGUCUGUACGAUAUCAGUCUGUAUUCGACUGCUGUGACCUAUGAUCCAGCUGGCAAUGCAAAGAGCCAUGUGCUUCCCAUCAUUGAUAACUUGAACAUUGUGUUUGAUAUCGAGAAUCCUGAAGAUCCCAACGAAGCUGUGGGUCCUGGGUCCCAAAUCCUGGGCAACAUAUCCGAUGUUCGCAUGGCAUUGACUGAAAGACAGUACAAGUCGUUGCUGGAGACAUGGGAGUUUAUUCAGAAAGAGUUCCUGGCUGCUGCACCACCCAAUUCCGCAAACAAUACCACAGAAGAAACACUUGCGGACAACUAUGCUGCUCUUUCCAAUGCCUCCUCUCAACUGUCCAUUGCAUCACCUCAAGCCGAUGUGCCUAGCAUCAAACAAGUGGCCAACAAGAUUAACCUGGACCUGGUCAUCAAACUGAACACAGUCUAUCUGGAACUGCUUAGUGGCCAAGAUUCAGAGAUGGAAGACAAGGAAAAGCACAUGUUGUCUCGACUGGCGUUUGAUGGCAUCUGCAUGAAAUUACAAAACAUGUCCAACGAGUCCAUGCUCAUGGAAGUCGGCAUUCAGUCCGUCAGUUUUGCCGACACACGAUCACAGAGUAAAUCUAAAUUUAGAGAGAUUUUGCCUGCCAACACGCUGGAUGGACCUCAAUUCCAGUUCAAGUUGUGGUCUUACAAGGAUCAGGAUGCAACACCUGUCAUGGACAUGAAAAUCACGGUGGACAGCCCCAAGAUUGUCUUGUCGGUGGAUUACUUGUUCCUCCUCAAAGACUUUUUCAUGGGGCCCUUUAUUGUCAUUGAACCCACAGAAGCGCAAAAGUAUGCUCAGUCGUAUGGCCAGGACAAAGACAAAAGGAGCGCCGAUAUCAAGCAGUUGCAAUCACAGAGCCAGGCACCACCUACCGUGAUGAAAUACAAUAUCAACGUUAUUGACCUCCGUGUACUGUGUCUUGCGAAUCCCGAGAACGCUGCCUCUGAAGCUGUCAUCUUGUCUUUUAACCAGCUUAGUGUCAUUCAACAAGCCAACUUGGAAGUACAUUUGGAUGGCAUUGGCAUGGUGUUGUGUCGCAUGGACAAUAUCGUUGAAUCUACCAUGCAUUUUGUGGAGGAGUUCAAUGUCUUGUUGAGCAUGGAAACAGCAGCUACAAGCACAGUGCAUCAUCUCACUACCAUCAAACUCAAAGUAGAACCUAUUAUCUUGCGCUUGUCUUACCAAGAUGCCAUGUUGAUUUCAAACAUUGCCAACAAGGUAAUUGCAUUGAUGGGAUCACCAGAUCAAAGCACAGCGCCCAAACCUGCCUCGCCCGACUCCACGUCUGAUAUUGAGUCUAUAACAUCGGAUGCCUUGUUGCUGGGAGACCAAAAUGAACAGUAUUUGCAUGCGCCUGAACCCAGUGCUACGCAGAACUAUGUAGAAGAGCCAAAGGGUAUCGAGCCUUUUAUUGUCAUGUCAAAGGAAUCGUUGUCGGCUUCGUUUGAUGGCAUUCAAAUCAUUCUGAUUGAAGAUUUGCACGACCUUCCCUUUGUAGAUGUUCAAAUCAACCCGUUCGCCAUUGUCGCUUCAGACUGGACUCGCGCACUAAAAGCAGAUGUUGACUUUUUGCUCAAGGCAAACAACUUUAAUUUUAAAAAUUCACAUUGGGAGCCCAUCAUUGAGCCUUGGAACUUUUGUAUCAAGGUGUCUCAAGAUGCCACAGACAAAUCUACCAAUGUAGCACUUCAGUCAGAGAAUUUACUGUACCUCAACAUCACGCAUACCUUUUUGGAGAGUCUCAUGUCUGUGUCCGAGACACUUUCUCAAACCAAGCCCCUGGCUCAAACGGCUCAAACACAGGUCAGACCCUAUCUCAUUCGAAACUUUACUGGCCAUGAUCUUCGCUUCUGGAACAUGUCUGAUGAUGUAGAAAAGAGUGAUAAUCGCGUGUUCAAGUUGAAGCAAGGCGAGACAUUGCCAUGGACCUUCAGGGACUGGAAGAAGCGCAGAGAGAGAGUCAAUCUUGGAAAGAAUCUGUUUGGUGUUCAGAUAGAUGCCUUCAAUUGGGAGUCUAUUGUACAUGUGCCUGUGGAUACAGAGAGCGAACGUGCCUAUCGACUGCGACCUGCUGUUAAGGAAAUUGAUCACCGUUUGAUUGUGGACAUUCACUUGGAAAACCACAUCAAGACUGUGACAUUUAGAAGUGGCCUUGUCUUGCAAAACAACUCUACGGAAGAGAUGCAGAUGGUCAUGGUCAACAAAAAGCGACGUAUGCUGUCGGAUGUCGUGCAUCUCAAGCCCUACGAGAUAUUCAAUGUGCCUAUCGAGUUGUCGUACGAUAAAUGGGUUGUGAUUCGACCCUCUGAUAAGUACCACUGGAGCACGCAAAUGCUCAUGUGGUCUGAUGUGAUGCUGCCCAAAGCGCCCAAAUCUGUCGAAUGUUUGCCUCUGGAGAACAAUAGCAGCACAGAACAACUCAUGCCCUAUGAAUACCAAAUUAAUGUGGAGUGUGACAAAAAGAACCCACUGGUCAAGCAGUAUCCCUUCCUCAAGGUGCAAUUCUGUCCUCCUAUUCAAGUGGAAAACCUGCUGCCAUUCGACUUUGAUAUCACCUUGACCAACGAAAUGACGGGUGACAAGAUGCACGCUUUUGUAGAAAAGGGCAAGACAGCCAACCUGUACAAUAUGAAGCCCAACACCAAACUGAUCAUUCAACUCGACCUGAAAUCCGACCGAUACAAGUGCAGUAAUACAUCUGCCAUCAAUACCACGCCCAACUACAACUCCAUUGGGGAAAAGAUCACGAUUGUCGAUCAUAAUAAUGUACCGACUAAUGUCAAGAUGAACAUUUUGAGAUCAUCCAGUACCACUGAUGCCCUGCAUGUCAGUAUUUAUGCACCAUAUCUCAUCUUGAACAAGACCGAACUACCCAUCUGCUUGAGACAGCGUCAAGGCUAUCGUCAAGGGCGUUUACCCACCGAAGAGAUUCCCGCUUACAGGCAAGGCGACAUCUUGGAGCCCAUCAUUUUCUCGUACCCAGACAUUGACCACAAGAACCGUGCCCAGAUCUCCAUCAACGACUCCAAGUGGAGUGAGCCCAUCAGUUUUGAAGCCGUGGGUAAUAGUCAAGAUGUCACCUUGUUAUCUAAACAAGAUGCUUAUGCAAGACACGCUGGUAUCAAGGUAGAAGAAGGCACAGGCAUCCUCAGACUGACCAAACUGGUAACAAUCACACCUCGCUACAUCAUCAAGAACAACAUGGACAUUGCCCUCAAGUAUUGCGAAUUUGGCGAUGACGAAGAAACCCGUAUUGGUCCAGGUCAAAAGAUGCCCUUGUAUCAAACCACCAAAUCAAGCGUACGAUGGAUGUGUCUUCAAUUGCAGGAACUGGACGGCAAAUGGUCCUCUCCAUUUGACAUUCAAGAAAUUGGUAAAACAUACGUCAAGGUUGACAAGGGCGAUAAUACCAUUCCUUACCUCGUACGCGUCUCUGUCCACAUCAAGGACUCCACCAUCUUUAUCACCUUCAAUCAAGACCAUAAGUGGCCCUAUUAUAUUGUCAAUCGAUCCAGAAUGCCAGUACGCUUCAGACAAGAACCCAUUGAUUUUGAGGAAUACGGCCUGAAAGACAGACAAAAGAAGGCGUUCCAGGAGCCACGUACAUUCACCUUGCAACCCGACAGUACAUUUAGAUACUCCUGGGAUAUCCCUAUUGCCAAAGAGAAGCGACUGGAGUUGCUGGUAGGCAACCGUCAUCGCAGUAUCAACUUUCAAGCCAUUGGUGCUCAGGUGCCUUUCCGUUACAUGAAGCAUCGCGAUGGAGGUCUUGAAAACAACACGCUCUCUAUAGAUGUGAUUGCAGAUGACUCGGCUUUGGUGCUGAAAUUGACUGAUUUUGAUCUCUCCAAGAGUUUGUACCGUCCUAAAUCGUCAGGCACAUCGACGUUGGCUUCCACGUCAAGAGAAGGAAGUGUACGAGAUGCGUUUGAAACAGUGACCAUUCAGCAUGUUGUGAAUUACGUCUUGGAAUUGAAUUUGGCUGGUUUUGGUAUUUCGUUAAUCAAUAGGCAUGCUCAGGAAAUGGCUUUUGCUAGUAUCAAGGGUGUGGAUUUCAAGUAUACGGAUUCCAACAUGUAUCAGUCUGUAAGAUUGGCUUUGCAGUGGCUUCAGAUCGAUAAUCAGUUGUACAACUCAACAUAUCCUAUUCUUUGCUAUCCUACCACGCUCCCUAAAGUGUCGGGUGAGUUAUCAACACAUCCUACACUUCACAUUGCCCUGGAUAAAGUUAAAGAUGACAGACAUGGUGUGCUCUACUUUAAACUCUUUUCUGUGCUCCUGCAAGAAAUGACGUUUGAGAUUGACGAGGACUUUUUAUAUGCUAUGCUAGAUUUUGCUCAGUUCGAUAGUGGAUCCAAAAAGGCAGAUGACGAGCCUGAUUUGUAUAUCAUGACGAUAGAGGAGCCUGUAGUCGAAAAGGCAGAGGCAUUAUACUACUUUGAAGAGUUCUGUAUUCAGCCUAUGCGAUUGAAUCUCUCGUUUGUAAGAACCGAGAAACUGGAUGACAGUGAUGCAAGCUCCUCUGCAAAAAGCUCUGCCAUGGGCUAUGUCUUUAAUGUGUUCACCAUGACAUUAGGCAACAUCAAUGACGCACCUGUCAAACUGAACGCCUUGAUUGUAGACAACCUGCGUGCCAGUUCCGAAGAUUUAACAGCUCGUAUCAUACUCCAUUACCGUGAACAAGUCAUUUAUCAGAUUCAUCGCGUUUUGGGUAGUAUUGAUAUCCUCGGUAAUCCAGUGGGUUUAUUCAACACACUCAGUUCUGGCUUUGGUGAGCUCUUUUAUGAGCCUUAUCAAGGUUUCAUCAUGAGUGAUCGACCUCAAGAUUUGGGUAUUGGUAUUGCCAAAGGUGUGGGUGGAUUCAUGAAGAAGGGCGUAUUCGGCAUCAGCGAUAGUCUGAGCCGGUUUUCGGGCAGUUUGGGUAAAGGUGUUUCUGCUGCUACCAUGGAUAAAAAAUUUCAAGAUAGAAGACGUAUGAACAUGACACGCAACAAACCUACACAUGCCAUCUACGGUGUUACGCAAGGUGUGGGCUACUUUGGAACCAGUGUGGCAAGUGGGUUUGCUGGCCUUGUUAAACGGCCUAUUGAAGGUGCUGAAUCAGGUGGUGUUGUAGGCUUUGUUGGCGGCGUAGGCAAAGGCCUUGUUGGCGCAUUCACAAAGCCCAUGGUGGGUUUCUUGGACAUGGCUAGUAACAUUACCGCAGGCAUUCGCGAAACAACCACUGUCUUUGAGGGAGGCGAUAUCAAUCGAGAAAGACUUCCCAGAUGCACUGGCAAAGAUGGCAUUGUCACUACUUAUUCUCAAAGAGAGGCAUUGGGUCAAAUGUGGUUGAAAGAGAUGGAGAGCGGCAAAUUCUUUAAUGAAGUCUACAUUGCUCACAGCGUGGUUGACAAUGAUGAGGUGGUGGCUAUUCUGACAUACACUCGUAUCCUGGUUGUUCAAUCAGACAACUUGAAGCUAGAUUAUGCCAUCUCUUUAGACACAAUUCGCAAUGUGGAGUCUGGAGACAAUGGUGUCUAUCUAGAACUGAGAAAAGCGCCUACGCGUGUUUUGACCAUUGAGGAGCCAACAAGUCGAGAGUGGUUUGCAAAGAAUAUCAAACGAGUAUUGACUCAAAGAGAAGAAGAGAGAAAGAGACAAUAA
Messenger RNA from Mucor velutinosus, 9759 nucleotides. RefSeq lists its product as uncharacterized. The record is from RefSeq and is a predicted model, not a curated record. The transcript has 21 exons. Gene Ontology annotation, biological process: late endosome to vacuole transport; protein retention in Golgi apparatus; mitochondrion organization. The coding region runs from base 1 to 9759 and encodes 3252 amino acids. Lineage: Eukaryota; Fungi; Mucoromycota; Mucoromycetes; Mucorales; Mucoraceae. Gene Ontology annotation, cellular component: extrinsic component of membrane.